AUGUGUGAUGACGGCAGCUGUAGAGCCGGUGAAGCAACCAUGCUUCCUGACGAGGCUGACAAGCACAUCAACCUGAACGUCGGCAUGAAGAUGGCGAGUAGAUACAUUGCAGAUCAGAUGCUGGAGCAGCGGCAUCUCAAAGUCCUGCACAAGACGCUAUCUACCGCCUGGAACAGGACCGGCCAGGUCCAGUCGCUGUCUGCAGCUAUCGCCCUGAUGGAGCAGUACGGCGUGGAGCUGACUGACGAAGAGGUACAGCGGAUAGCUUCCAUGGAGCAGGAGCAGCAAAUAGCAGCCUUGGUGAACAAGAUGCCGCAAGAGUCCAACGAGCAGUUCCAGCAGUUUUUCCUCCAGCUUCAGCUCUUGGUCUCCACGGCCAUGCGGGUCCGAAAUGGGCUGGAGGAUGGUGCGCCAGAGAAGGUUGCCAGCGCCUUGGAUGACGCCGACAGCACUGGAGUGACCCAGCACAUCCUCAGGAUGGCCGUGGUCCAGGCUGGCAGCGAGGCGUCGAUGCAGAUGCUGGAGUACGAGGCGUGGGUCCGAGAGGCCGAUGAGCAGAUGGCCCGGCUGAUUCGGGGCCAGGAAGAUGCCAUGGCUGCCAGGAAGAAGCUGGCUACGCUGCAGGCGCAGCUCCAGCAUCAGCGAGACGAGCACAAGGAGAAGUCCAGCAAGGUCUGCAUGAACUUCGUGUCUGGGAUGACUCAGCAAACGAAGCUAGCAUGCUUCCAAGGCUGGCUGUCUUGCGCGAGACGAGCGAAACAGGAGGGCUCCAUUGCCAGAGAGUUCGAGGAGCAGCUGGAUGGCAUUCAGCGGCGGCUCGUCGACUACAGGCAGUCCUCCCUGGCCAACGUUCGCAGCUACCUCGCCAAGAAGGCUGCCGUUAAGGAGGUCGACUUGACUGCAGAGGUGCUGAACCUUUGGUACACAGUCGUCGCCGAUCAAAAAGAGACCGACGCAUUGGCUGGCCAGGUGGACGAGCUUAGUAGCAAGCUCGCCUCCACUCAAGGCGCUCAGAAGGAGACCACGAAGAGGGUCAUGGAGCGCAUGAGCGCCGCCCGGGAUCGUUCACUGCUGGGACAGUGUGUGCAAUGUUGGGUUGCAGAGGUGGAGGACAGCAAGAAGCAGGGCAUGAUGCACGAUGUCUUAUCUGAUGCCAAAGCCCGUUUGCAGUCCUUCCUGAAGGGCAAAUCGGAGUCCUCGAUGAAGGUUCUGAAAAUGGCGCUUGGUGGCACCGACACUGGACUCUUGACCCAGGCUCUCGGCUGCUGGAAAUCUCAAGUGCUUGAUUUGAAAAAGGAAGCAGAAUUGGAAAGAAUAGUGCAAGCGAAUGCCAAGCAGAUGGCUGACUAUGGCGACAAGAGGAAAGCCGUGGCAAAGGCUGCCAUGGAGAGAGUCCAAUAUUACUCGGAGCAAUCCCUCCUCAUGGAGACAUUCCACAACUGGAGGCUAGACACCAGGGUGGAGGUGACGCUCCAGAAGUACCACAUACGCAUCGAAGCAAAGCGCCAACAGCUCGCCGGAGUGCAUCAGAUGUUCCGCACCUUCGCGCACCAGCUUGAGACAAGCCUGAAGAAGAGUGUGGACUCGGAGAGGGCGUCGACCCUGAGGAGGACGCGGACCCUCCACAAAGCAGACACCGGCACUGUUUCCCUCCCAGAUAUCCACAAGCCUGGCUCUCCUUCAGGAGAUCCGAUCAAGGCAGAGGCGACACUGCCACGCACGGCCUGGGGAUGA
This is a messenger RNA of Symbiodinium sp. CCMP2592, 1734 nucleotides long. NCBI's taxonomy places the organism in Eukaryota, Dinophyceae, Suessiales, Symbiodiniaceae. The record is from the annotation of a GenBank genome assembly.